Molecule: messenger RNA, 3207 nt
Organism: Piliocolobus tephrosceles (Ugandan red Colobus)
Lineage: Eukaryota; Metazoa; Chordata; Mammalia; Primates; Cercopithecidae
Gene: AOPEP
Product: aminopeptidase O (putative)
Exons: 17
Coding region: 287-2746 (819 amino acids)
Cellular component (GO): nucleolus
Molecular function (GO): metalloaminopeptidase activity; zinc ion binding
Source: RefSeq, a predicted model, not a curated record
AUCCGAAGGGGGCGGGCUUAGCGGAAGGCGGGCCAGGCCGACUGCGGCCCCGGGCGCGUGUCGAUGACGUCACCCGGCGCGUGCCCGGGUAGCCCGUAGUAACCCCGAGUCUGCGGAAGUGGUGACCCGUGGGACGCGGCUGAGACAGGAGACUGAAAGUUGUGGAACCGUAAUCUGUGACAUCAGUUGUUUUUUGAUAAGCAGCUAUUUAUGAUUCUGGAAGAUUAAGGCAGAUAGGAAACCCCAUCUGAGAUUUUAACAAAUCUCUCAAACAGUAAACCACAUCAUGGACAUACAGCUGGACCCUGCCGGAGAUGACCUGCCUCUCAUGGCCAACACCAGCCACAUACUUGUGAAGCACUAUGUCCUGGAUUUGGAUGUGGAUUUUGAAAGUCAAGUCAUUGAGGGGACCAUAGUGCUUUUCCUUGAGGAUGGAAACAGAUUCAAGAAACAGAAUAGCUCUAUCGAGGAAGCCUGCCAAUCCAAGUCAAACAAAGCCUGCAAAUUUGGGAUGCCUGAGCCCUGCCAUGUUCCUGUGACAAAUGCAAGGACCUUCUCAUCUGAAAUGGAAUAUGAUGAUUUUGCAAUUUGUAGUAAAGGUGAAAAAGAUACUUCUGAUAAAGAUGGUAACCAUGACAACCAGGAACAUGCUUCUGGGAUUUCUAGCUCAAAGUACUGCUGUGACACAGGGAAUCAUGGGAGUGAGGAUUUUUUGCUAGUGUUGGACUGCUGUGAUUUAUCUGUGUUAAAAGUCGAGGAGGUGGAUGUUGCUGCUGUGCCAGGUAUGGAAAAAUUUACAAGGUCUCCCAAGCUCACAGUUGUUUCUGAGGAGCUCAGGAAUCAGAUUGUACGUGAACUUGUGACUUUGCCUGCAAAUCGUUGGAGGGAGCAAUUAGACUAUUAUGCUCGCUGCAGCCAGGCUCCUGGCUGUGGGGAACUCCUCUUUGACACUGACACUUGGAGCUUACAGAUCAGGAAGACAGGGGCUCAGACAGCUACUGACUUUCCUCAUGCUAUCAGGAUAUGGUACAAAACUAAACCCGAAGGGCGAUCAGUUACGUGGACCUCAGACCAGAGUGGCAGGCCGUGUGUUUAUACUGUGGGGUCUCCCGUAAACAACAGGGCCCUUUUUCCGUGCCAGGAGCCACCCGUUGCCAUGUCAACAUGGCAGGCUACAGUUCGAGCAGCUGCAUCUUUUGUUGUUUUAAUGAGUGGGGAAAAUUCUGCCAAGCCGACGCAGCUUUGGGAAGGGUGCUCAAGCUGGUAUUACUACGUAACUAUGCCGAUGCCAGCCUCCACCUUCACAAUUGCAGUGGGAUGCUGGACAGAAGUGAAGAUGGAGACGUGCUCAUCGGCUGAUUUGGCAACAGAGAGACCCUUCUCACCUUCUGAGGCUGACUUCAGGCAUGUUGGUGUUUGCAGUCACAUGGAAUACCCCUGCCGCUUCCAGAAUGCUUCUGCCACCACCCAGGAGAUCAUUCCUCAUCGUGUCUUUGCCCCUGUGUGCCUCACGGGUGCCUGCCAAGAGACCCUUAUGCAGCUGAUCCCUCCUUGCCUCUCAGCAGCGCAUUCUGUUCUGGGAACACACCCGUUCUCUCGGCUGGAUGUUCUCAUCGUCCCUGCCAACUUUCCAAGUCUGGGGAUGGCCAGCCCACACAUCACGUUCCUCUCUCAGAGCAUCUUGACAGGAGGGAGCCAUCUCUGUGGGACCCGCCUCUGCCAUGAAAUCGCCCACGCCUGGUUUGGCCUCGCCCUCGGGGCCCGCGACUGGACGGAGGAGUGGCUGAGCGAAGGCUUUGCCUCUCACUUGGAGGAUGUGUUUUGGGCUGCAGCACAGCAGCUGACCCCCCACGAGGCCCGGGAGCAGCAGGAGCUGAGGGCCUGCCUGCGCUGGCGUCGCCUCCAGGAUGAGAUGCAGAGCUCCCCCGAGGAGAUGCAGGUGUUAAGACCCAGUAAAGACAAAACUGGCCACACGAGUGACUCAGGAGCAUCUGUUAUCAAGCAUGGACUCAAUCCGGAGAAGAUCUUCAUGCAGGUGCAUUAUUUAAAGGGCUACUUCCUUCUUCGGUUUCUUGCCGAAAGACUUGGAGAUGAAACCUAUUUUUCAUUUUUAAGAAAAUUUGUGCACGCAUUUCAUGGGCAGCUGAUUCUUUCCCAGGAUUUCCUUCAAAUGCUACUGGAGAACAUCCCAGAAGAAAAAAGGCUGGAGUUGUCUGUUGAAAACAUCUACCAAGACUGGCUUGAGAGCUCCGGAAUACCAAAGCCGCUGCAGAGGGAGCGCCACGCCGGGGCGGAGUGCGGGCUCGCGCGGCAAGUGCGCGCCGAGGUCACGAAGUGGAUUCGAGUGAACCGGAGACCCCGAAAACGGAAGCGCAGGGAGAGGGAAGAGGUGUUUGAAAAGCUUCUUCCAGACCAGCUAGUCUUGCUUCUGGAGCAUCUCUUGGAGCAGAAGACCCUGAGCCCCCGAACUCUGCAAAGCCUCCAGAGGACAUACCACCUACAGGAUCAGGAUGCAGAGGUUCGCCAUCGCUGGUGUGAACUCAUUGUUAAGCACAAGUUCACAAAAGCCUACAAAAGUGUGGAGAGGUUCCUUCAGGAGGAUCAGGCCAUGGGCGUGUACCUCUAUGGGGAGCUGAUGGUGAGUGAGGACGCCAGACAGCAGCAGCUCGCCCGCAGGUGCUUCGAGCGGACCAGGGAGCAGAUGGAUAGGUCCUCAGCCCAGGUGGUGGCCGACAUGUUAUUUUAACAAGGAAAGAUCCCAGCGAGAUUCUUUCAUUCACCUCCUCCUAGCCUGGGGGACUGACCCUGGACAUCAAAGGAGGGAUUAUGUGGCUGCUAAAGCCAUCAGCCCACAGCCCCGUUCAAGUCUUGGUGCUUCUCUUUCCCAGAGGCUGGUCCCAGCCAGGCACACACAAAAGGCAGAUUCUCGUAAACGCGGCCUCCCGCCCUGGAUCUGGAGUGGAGCUGCUCUGGGAUUUCGAGUUCUUCUGCACAGAUGAUUAAAUAUAUCCGAGAGACGCUGGGAAACCUGCUGAACGUUUUACGUUGGUCUGCUCAGCACAUGGCUGGAUGUGGAUAUUUCUGUAAUUCCAGGAAGUCACACAGCUCCUGUGUACCAAGACCAGUGGGCGCCGUUUGAUGUAAAAGAGCAGGAUGAGACUCUAAGAUUAUUCUUAAUAAAUGUAAUGGAUUUUUUUUUUUUGUAUA